AUGGAUGAGCAUUCCUUAAACACUUAUAGAGACGAGCCAGACUUAGUAGACGAGGAUUUCCUCAGACCAGAGUUAGUUUACGAACAGGACACGAACGAUCCAACCGACUCGGACGAGCCGAAUUUGACGCGCUUGGGGCCCCUAAUCGAAUACGUUUACGACCCAAAUCAAAUACAAAUUCCCAACGAACCCGACAAGACCGAUAUCGAUGUGAACUUCGAGGAAAACAUUAGCCCUAGCGAAAACAAAGAUCUCAUACAACCGAUGAUGCCUUUCUUUCUGAGUUCCUCGCCGGUUUUUACCAUUAUCAACGAAGAUAACGAAAUUAGGGUAUUCCCGAAUAGCCCUUCGAUUUCCUGCACUAAUUCACCCAACUUUCAGGAAACGAUAAUCCUCCAAAUAGAAAACGAGGCCGAAGAACAGGCUUUCGUCCCAAAGAAAAAACCCCCGCAGAAGCCCAAAGAACCCAUUCCGGACGAGAUCCGGGCCUCUACGUUACAAUCGUUGUUGUGCACCGGCCGCACCGAUACGUUCGCCUGCGAAAUAUGCACCAACUCCUACGGCUGCUUGAACUGCCUCAAAUCCCAUUACGAAACCAUGCACGUCGGCAACACCCUGAUAUCACAGUACAAAUGUAAAUAUUCGACGCACGUUAGCAAAGGCCUGUAUUGCCCGGUGUGCGAAUUGAUAUUCGACACGAGAAACGACACGAUGGAUCAUUACAUCACCCACGCGGUGGCCUGCGACAUAUGCGGCUCCGGUUUCGAUAGGCAAUUCUAUUUGAGCGAACACAUGAAAACGGCUCACAACAAAAGCGUCCCGGACGUUUUAUACGACUGCGAAAUAUGCAAAAUGACGUACAAGUGCUCGGGGGGCUUGAGCAAACAUUACCAAAACUUCCACAAGAUCAUCCUGUGCGUCGAGUGUAACGAAAAGUUCGAGUCUACGGGUGAUCUGGUGGAGCACGAGAAGACGCACAGGCAGAAGAUCGACGUGUUGCCGUUCGCUUGCAGCAAAUGCGACAAGGCGUUCGCGCAAAUAUCGGACAUAGCGGUGCACAUCAGGCAGGACCACAACCACAAGAGGAAGAGCGAACAGAUCAACACCAUUUACCUGUUCGAGGACAGGAAGGCUUUCAAGAAGAUGAGGAAAAAAGCGCGGGAGUGA
Phyllotreta striolata is the source of this 1167-nucleotide messenger RNA. The record is from the annotation of a GenBank genome assembly. Lineage: Eukaryota; Metazoa; Arthropoda; Insecta; Coleoptera; Chrysomelidae.